AUGCGAUAUUUCGAUGAAGCGACGACUGAAAUUGCAGUGAUUUUAUUGAUUAUUGGAGCGGGUUUGGUGUGUUUGGUGGUUUGUAUGCUUUAUUUGCUGAAGUGUCGAAGAGGCAAAAAGUGGGUUUUUUUUCUUUGGGCCGGAAGUUCACCUUGAAAGUUUGAAAAUUAAAGAGUUAAAGCUUCAUCUUGGAUAAUUUUAAAAAUUAUAUUGAUUAUUUGCUGAAAAUUAUCUAGGUUGAAAAUUUAAGCUCUGAAACAAUGACUUUUCCUUGUGAACCACUAACAAAAUGAGAAAUACAAAAAAAUGUAUUCCGUUUUUCCUCAAAAUAAUUGAAACCCAUUUUCAGAGGCUCCUCGAGUCGCCCGCCAAUUCUUUCUGUUAUAACACCAAUCGAUGGACCUGAAUGUCAUAAUGAUGCAUUUGAAUGUAUUGAUGAAACUAGUGCUAAGUUGGUUUUUCUUUUCUAAAAUUCUGAGAUCAAAUUUCUAAUUAAAUACUUAUUUUUCAGAAGAAUUGAAGAACGUCGUCGAGCCAGACAACAAAGUAUGCAAAUGCAAAAUUCACCGAAAGCUGAUUUGACGCUGAGAAAGUGGGUAUUUUUGAAAUAUGUGUUGAAAAAAAUGAUAUUCGUGUUGUUUUCCAGAAUCGAUCCCGAAAUCGGCAAAGCGUUAGCUGUUGAACAAUUAAUGCGAAACAGUUUGGUAUUCGACACAAUUCCACGUCCACCAAAAAGUCGAGUUGAAAUUGUUGCCGCAAAACGAGAUUAUUUGUAA
Messenger RNA from Caenorhabditis angaria, 776 nucleotides. NCBI's taxonomy places the organism in Eukaryota, Metazoa, Nematoda, Chromadorea, Rhabditida, Rhabditidae. The record is from the annotation of a GenBank genome assembly.